AUGAUCAACCAAAACGAAAUAUCUAGAAUAAAUUAGUUUCUUUAAUUAUAAAAAACAACAUAUUUGAGUAGCCAAAACUUAAAAUUAUAGAUAAAGUCAAAUAUUAUUAAUAUAAAGACAAGUAACAUUCACCUUCAAAUCAAUUUAAUAUUAUUUUCUAAUAGAAAAACUCAGCCUGCAAUUAAUACCGAAGAUUUCAGAUAAUAAUAUUUUAAAUAAUUUAUACUCUAGCCAAAUGGAGUCAAAGAAAUGAAUAGAUAUUUGCAUAUCUUGAGAAGUUAUAAAUUAAUCUAAUCAAAUUAAUAAACAAGAAUAUAAAAUUCAUAUUAAAGAAUUAAAAUAAUUGCAAAAAGAAGUAGAAUAAAUUAAAUUAAAUCAUAAACCUAAAACUAUAUUAUUAACAAAAGAAAUAUCUCUUAAUAUUAGUUUAAUAAAUAAAUUGACAACCGCAAUGUUAAAUAUGUAUAAAGUUUAUUUUAAAGAGAUUUUGAAUACAUUAAUGAAUGCUAUUCUUCUAGAAGAAUGAAAUAUGCAUGA
Paramecium sonneborni is the source of this 537-nucleotide messenger RNA. NCBI's taxonomy places the organism in Eukaryota, Ciliophora, Oligohymenophorea, Peniculida, Parameciidae. The record is from the annotation of a GenBank genome assembly.